Molecule: messenger RNA, 1732 nt
Organism: Scomber scombrus (Atlantic mackerel)
Lineage: Eukaryota; Metazoa; Chordata; Actinopteri; Scombriformes; Scombridae
Gene: gp1bb
Product: glycoprotein Ib platelet subunit beta
Exons: 2
Coding region: 67-690 (207 amino acids)
Source: RefSeq, a predicted model, not a curated record
CUCAGAGUGACAGUAAGAAACACAGUCCUCUACUGAAGACACGCAGCACUGAAGUGAUUGAUAAGGAUGAAGGGGCUUCUGCUCCUGUGUCUGCUCUUCUUCUGUGGAGGUCAAAGGUCAUCUGCCUGCCCUCACGGUUGCUCCUGUAGUGGCAGUCAGGUGGACUGCAGCGGCAGGUCUUUCACCUCCUCCUCGCUCCCCACCGGCUUCCCUGCUGGUACCACCGACCUUCGUCUCCAUAACAACCUGCUGACCCUCCUCCCUAACGGGCUGCUGGAUGACCUCACCUCCCUCCAGUCGGUCUCCCUCCAUGGGAACCCGUGGGUGUGUGACUGCGGGGUCCUCUACCUGCGGGCCUGGCUGCUGCGUCAGCCCGCCAGCCAAGCAUCACACCUGGGCGUCAACUGCACCUCCCCUCCCAACCUGAGAGGGAGGCUGGUGGUGUAUUUAUCCGAGGAGGAGGUCCUGGACUCCUGCUACUACUGGUACUGUGACCUGGCUUUGGCCUCACAGGUGUGCAUGUUUAUAUUUGUGCUGGUGCAGGCGGCUCUGCUGGUGGCCAUCGUCAUGUUCAUGAGGAAGUUUGAGAGGAUGUCCAAGGAGGCGAGGAGGACCUCAGAGGAGAGCUUCACGGCCGGGGAGGAUCAGAGGGACAACAAGUACAUGCCUAUAAAGGAAAGCAGCAUCUGACUCUGAGCUGUGUUUGUGUGAUAGUUAUAAAGAGUAACAAACCUGAAUAAAACAAAAUCAGAAACAGGGUUAUUGCACAUAAAAGAAAUUAGUCUUGAUGUUUUGCUGCACAACAAUCAAAAAUACAAUGUUAGAGAAAAUACAAGUAACACCAAAGUCAGGUGACUAUAAAUUAUAUAAAUAUACAGAUGCAUAUGCAGAUGCUUCCACACAGGGCAGCAGGGUCUCUUAAUGGUUUGAUGAGUGUGAAAAUGAUGUGAAUAAUCUGCUGUGUCACCAGAUUAUGGCAGUUUAUAAAAGUUCAACACCUUAAUACACUUUAUGUUGAUUUUGUUUCUCACACAUCUGUAUAUAAUUUAUAUUCCACUAGAGAACAGACUAAAUACAAAUAAAGGCACUAUUGCUCGACCAACAUUUAUAUUUAAGAGGGAAAAAUCCAAUACCAAUAUGCUGCAUUAUAACAAACAUUUUGAUAAGAAUCCUUUCAAUUUGAUUAAUAAAACAAUAGAAGCUGUUUAAAGAGAACUUAAAUGUAUCUUUGGCAUUUUGGCACCAAUAAUGGCACUAAUGACGCUGAUACUACUGAGUGUGAAAGUGUGAAAGAUGUAUUGAUCAGGCUGGACUCUGCUGCACACUUGCUCCCAAUUAGUGAACAUACCAGCUGUGUUAUAUUAAAUAAUGGUGCAACAUAUCGAUCACAUGAAGUCAUUUUUCUUUGUAAAGUUUGACGUUUCAACAACACAAAAUAACUUACUGAAUGUAUAAAAACUUCCAAAUGCCUCUUUAGUGGCUGUGAGACAUUAAUUUACCCGAGGAAUGAAUGGGAAAUGGUUAAAGCUGUUUUAAAAAAAAAUGUUUUAACCACAACUGUAUGUGUUCCUGUAUGUGCAAAAAUGUAUUUUAACAAUUAUUUCAGAUGUAGAAAGUUUGUCAUUCAAUAACAUUUUGUGCAAGUUGUUCGUCUACAAAAAAUACACAUUAUUCUGUACAUUAUAUUUUGUUGGUCUCAUACAGAGUUGUCUUUAGACUGUAUUUUGAGCUU